This is a messenger RNA of Penicillium canariense, 564 nucleotides long. Its product is annotated as histone-fold domain-containing protein. Lineage: Eukaryota; Fungi; Ascomycota; Eurotiomycetes; Eurotiales; Aspergillaceae. The coding region runs from base 1 to 564 and encodes 187 amino acids. Gene Ontology annotation, cellular component: CHRAC; nucleus. The transcript is spliced from 4 exons. Gene Ontology annotation, molecular function: protein heterodimerization activity. The record is from RefSeq and is a predicted model, not a curated record.
AUGUCUCCAAAGAACGUGGGUGAGCCGGAUGAGAUCACCGGACAGAGCGCCCUUCCCAUUUCUCGCAUCAAGAAGAUCAUCCAGCUCGACGACGAUAUUGUACAAUGUUCCAAUAAUGCGACCUUUGUCAUCGCUAUGGCCACGGAGAUGUUCAUCCAGUAUCUCGCCGAGCAGGGACACAAUGUGGCCAAGUCUGAACGGAAACCGCGAAAGACCGUGCAAUACAAGGAUCUAGCUUCCGCCGUCUCACACAUAGAUAACCUCGAAUUUCUAGCCGACGUGAUCCCCAAGACUACGACAUACAAGCAGUUUAAGGAGAAGAAGGCCAAGGAGGCCGCCAAACAAACCGAGAUGGAGAAGGGCCAGCGUACCCUGAAUGGAGCCGGCGCUGCCUCCAGUAACACCAAUGGCGCCUUAGCCGACCUCGCGCCCACUCAGAAUGAAACGACAGCAUCCUCACCAUCAGUCCCUCGCACACCCGUGGUCCCGGUGAGCGCGCUGAUCGCGGAUCGAACGGUUGAUUCCUCGGCUCGAAAUGACACCGACGUCGAGAUGAAGGACUAG